AUGGCCACUCCCGUCGCCAAGGCUGCUUUGCGAGUGAAGCACGAGCUUCAUGGUGUCGUGGUAUCGGCUGGACUCAUGGAUAAAACGGCCAAGGUUCGCACUGGAGGGCAGGUGUGGAACAGCAUCGUCAACAAGUGGUUCGCCGAUCCGAAACACUACCUCGUUCACGAUCCAAAGUCUUCUCUACGCACGGGCGAUGUCGUAUCCAUUAUGCCAGGAUGGCCAACAGCGCAGCACAAACGGCACGUCGUCAAACGGAUAAUAGCUCCCUAUGGCGUACCGAUCAGUGAACGCCCACCCAUACCGACCUUGCAGGAACUCAUAGCCGAGAGGGAAGCCAAGAAGGCAGCCAAAGACGAGCGCCGUGCUUCUCGAAAAACAGAG
This is a messenger RNA of Emericellopsis atlantica, 384 nucleotides long. RefSeq lists its product as uncharacterized. Gene Ontology annotation, cellular component: ribosome. Gene Ontology annotation, molecular function: structural constituent of ribosome. Gene Ontology annotation, biological process: translation. The annotation marks the transcript as partial. The record is from RefSeq and is a predicted model, not a curated record. The transcript has 2 exons. Lineage: Eukaryota; Fungi; Ascomycota; Sordariomycetes; Hypocreales; Bionectriaceae.